Molecule: messenger RNA, 1321 nt
Organism: Dermacentor silvarum
Lineage: Eukaryota; Metazoa; Arthropoda; Arachnida; Ixodida; Ixodidae
Product: dentin sialophosphoprotein-like
Exons: 6
Coding region: 128-1321 (397 amino acids)
Source: RefSeq, a predicted model, not a curated record
ACCGAAUACUUAACGAGUUCACAAUUCGCAAUUACAGUUCCACGAGUCCAAAAAAAGGCAGAACGUCGACGCCAGCGGUCCUCAGAGCGCAGUAUCUUCCAAUGACAGUACUGGCGCCUCUGUCCUGAUGACAAGUGUUGAGACCUUCGAGAUGACGCAGUCGUUACCUCACACCAGCGAUGCAACUGACGCCGACACUCACGAGGCCGCCAAGACAGACGACAGCAGCGCCGUCCAAUCGAUGGAAUCUUCACUCGGUUCCAGCGAUGCGUCAGCACUUUCAGCUGCUGCGAGCGUUCUCGAGUCGACGGAGUCCUCUCUUGAAACCAGUCAGCUGUCGCAAGUUACACCUGAGACUGGCCCCGAGGAGAUCACUGAUUUCUCAUCGGACGCCACCGGCGCAUCGGCACUGAGCACAAGCGAUGUGUCUGUGGACGCAACCGAUGCAACCACUCUGAGCGAUGUGACUAUUGACAACGCCCAGAGCGAUGCUGUCACGCAGGAGAGUCUCGUCGACAUAAGCACGGCGUCCGAAAGUGCGUCAUCGCUAUCGUUUCCUCAAGCAACGGCUCAAGAUAAUGGAAAUGUUGCCGACAAUAGCGAGAGCUCGCCCAGCGUUUCCGAUGGGCCAUCUAGCGCAAUACUAACCGUAAUGUAUUCGUCAUCGUUGUCGUUUACCGAAGAAAUAACUCAAGUUCAAGGGAAUGGUACCGAGGCCAACGAGAUCCCGACAAACCAAUCGCCCAGCGUUUCCGAUGAGUCAUCUAGCGCAAUACUGACCAUAAUGAAUUCGUCAGCGCUGUCGUUUACCGAAGUAGUAACUCAAGUUCAAGGGAAUGGUACCGAAGUCAACGAGACCUCAACAAACGAAUCUGGGGCCGCUACGAACCCUUCGUCGACCGUCGUCGACGAACAUUCUGAAUGGCAUACAGAACGUAAUCUGACGGAUAUUAUGGUGACCUCCACGACACCAGAAACGACCGCGACGACCUUAAGAUCUCGAAAAACGCCAAGAUCGAGGCUACCGAUAACAGAGAGAACGAGGAAACCGCUCCCCUGGUCUAGGCUGAAAGUACCGAACGAAAAAUCGCUGGUGUGCGCCAUCACGGAAGACUUCAGGUCGUACUGGCUGUCCUUCGGGUUUCCGUUUCGCUACGCGGACGUGUACCCGGACCACCUCUGCACGCACUACAUUUUCUCGGCGCUCGUGUUCGACGAGUUCGACGAGACGGACUUCUCGCUCUACCCGCACAACUUCUGUGAGUGCUCUCCGCGCAGUCAGCCGGUGGUCGUCCUGCUCAUUGAAAGCAAAGCGAGUUAA